This is a messenger RNA of Lytechinus variegatus (green sea urchin), 4447 nucleotides long. RefSeq names its product protein Skeletor, isoforms B/C-like. The coding region runs from base 328 to 2349 and encodes 673 amino acids. The transcript has 15 exons. The record is from RefSeq and is a predicted model, not a curated record. NCBI's taxonomy places the organism in Eukaryota, Metazoa, Echinodermata, Echinoidea, Temnopleuroida, Toxopneustidae.
CCGGCUGGGUUUAAGUUUUCUCUAUCCGCAGUCACUCUAUCUCUAUCCGCAGUCAUUUGUACACGUAAACUCGGUAAAUAGUAUUAACAUUGGCGGUUUUUAUCCGAAGCCUAUAUCAUAAGGUUCCCAACAAACACGGAUGUGUGCUCAACCCGAUUUACAUUUCAACUAUUGAUGUCCGUGAGACCAAUAUUAGUAUUGCUUAAUUCAGCUCUUCUAGAUUUCAUUUGUACUAAACACCAUCUGAUGUCUUACCGUACUAUUUUGGACACAGCGUAAUUCUAAAUCUGCGAAACAUUUCCUGUCUUUGGAUGUUUCCUUUCCAUCAUGGAAGUGCCUAAACUUUUAUUAGCUACAGUUAUUUUAACAGUACUAGGUGAAUGUUAUUGUGAUGGGCCGUACUAUGGAAAGCUGAUUGGGGAGUUCAGGCGACAGGGAAGCUCUCCAUCAAGCCAUCACAAUGUGGCUGGCACGGUGUAUGCGGUAGAUCGAGAUACACUACAGAUUAUUAACUUCUCCUACGAUGGAAUGGCUCCAGAUGCAUUCUUUUACAUCGGUACAUCCGGAACGCCAUCAGCAAAUGGUUUUGAAAUACCCAAGGCGAACGGACACGCAACUGAAAAACUGGGUGUUUACAACAAUGAGGACUUGACCAUUCAUCUCGAUACAUCAGUUGGACCCGAUAGCUUAUCGGAUUAUGUCUGGAUUUCAGUCUGGUGCAAACAAGCCGGGGCUAAUUUUGCUGAUGUUACAAUAGAAUCGGGAUUCACUCCUCCUGCGGAAUACUCGUUAGGUGAACUGAGGGGUCAGGCUCAUGAUGUCAAUGCUGAUGAGGUCAUCAUUUUAAAUUCGAAAGAGAUUAGAUUUGUUGGUCUCGACUAUGACGGAGGGGGACCUGAUGCUUACUUUUGGACGGACGUUGUAUCUCCUCCGACAACCAACGGAAACAGGGAAACUCAAGUUGGUGAAAGCUCCCCAUCUAGGUUAAGAAAUCGAUUGACAGGUGCAACUCGCACUGUACGGUUAGAGACUGAUGUUUUCUCCAUCAAAAAUAUCGGUUUGUGGUGCGUGCUAGCCAGGCAGAACUUUGGGCAUAUUAACAUCCCUGCAGGCCUUAAGGCCACUGGGCUCAUUAUACCCGCUCUCCCCGCUUCAGACGUCAAGGCUUAUGAUAAUUGUGCUGUUCUGAAAGAGGACGAAUUUCAAGUGAGUUGGUCCGUGGAUGGUGAUCAAAUCGAGUUUAGUUUGGUUAGUCGUCAAGGGAUUAAUGAAUACAUGGCCUUCGGUCCAAGUGGGUCGGACAGUAGGACUAUUAUGACUGGGUCCGAUGUCGCCGUAGCUUACGUCAACGAUGCCCAAAUGGGCGUGGUGGAUGAUUACUACCUUGGAGAUUAUGGAAUGUGUACAGCGGAUGGUGGUGGGGUGUGCCCUGAUACAGUGGCUGGCGGGCAAACUCCCGGUACCAAUAACAUUACAUUGGUGGGAUAUUACCGAAGUGAAGGCAUCACACGGAUCAAUUACAGACGACCACUUCUGGCUGGUGAUGGCUUCGACAAAGACAUUCGUACAACAGGGUCACAGUAUAUCAGCUGGGCGUUAGGACCGAUCAAUAGCGACGGACGGGCUACAAAACACACUUCUAGAACACUGGGAGACAUGCAGAUUGAAUUUGGAAUGGCUAUGUCUACUUGCCCUCCGUUAACCAUCGAAACUGGAAGUGGGAACUUCAUACCUUUCGAAGUUGAGCCAAUCAAGGCCUUGAAGGGUACUGAAUUCACCUGUAAUAUAGGACAAUCAGGAGGACCUCAAGGUUAUGAGGGAAUUACAGGUUCAGUCGGAUGGGGCAUUGCCUGGUAUAUCAACGGAAACCUCAUCCCAGAGAUUACCGUUAGACGAAACGAGACCUAUACCUUCAAGGUUUAUGGGGGUUCGGACCCUGAUCUUUCAGCUUCAUACCACCCCUUCUAUAUAACUGACAAUCCAGCUGGGGGCUAUGAUCAGCUCUCGGUGGCUGAGAAAGAGGAUCAUAUCAUAUAUGCUGGUCCAACGACCGGUCCGUAUUGCACCUAUGACGAGACUGAUGCUACUGGUGAGUUAGAUGAGAUAGUCUCUUACAAGGCUUAUCGUGAUACUCUGGAAUACAUUUGUCCUAAUGAUGCUGUGGCUGGUAUUCUCGAAUGGACUCCUGAUGAGACUACACCUGAUGUUGUCUAUUACCAGUGUUACACUCAUCGCUACCUUGGAUGGAAGAUUAACGUCGUGGACGAUGCUAACAAAGUUGUUCUUUCUCUUAUUACCAUGGUUACUGCACUCAUCUUCGCUAUCUUGGCGAUGUCCAGGAAUGAUUGAUAGAAAGAACAUGAGGGAACCAUGUCUCAUGCACAGAGUUAUAAACUAGGUUCAUAUCAACAGAUGUUUCUUGAACAGAGAAAAAUUCAGAAAACACAAGGCUAAAAACUUUAUUGAACUCGGGGGUCAUAAUAAGAGAGAGACCUGGCAUGCACAUCAUUACAUUUGACAAAAGAUUGAUAUUCCCUACUCUGUCAGUAUGCAAAUCUCUAGAACAUGCCCACUUUUUCCCUUGUAUUUGAAGAUAUUGAGGAUUAGAUAAGUUUACUAUUUUUCUACUGGUGUGGGUUUGGCCUCUUGAAAGUGUAAAAACGCCAUCAUCUUGACUAAAUUUGGCUAAAUGGAGAGUUUCUUUCUUUAAAAAUCUGCAAAAAUAUUACAGUUUAAAAAGAAAUUGAUAUGUGACAUCAUAAACUUUCUCUAAUUUGCAGCUCCAUGUUGUGCAUAUAGCUGUUUUUUAGUGUAAGUUUGGAUUCUUUACUAUGGAAAAUUAAAUUUUGUGAAUAAUUUCGGUUAAGUUUUAACUUCUUAUGCUGUAUUUUAUUCAAAUUAACCUAUAUCAUUGGGGUGCGCUUGACCUUUAAUAGCAAUUUCUUUCUUUUGAUGAAAUAUUUCUGUUCACUGCUGUGUAUUCUGACAUAGGAAUCGGCCUGUAGUGAUGAAAAAUGUAUAUAAUGUAGUGGCUCACAGAUCAUUUUUGUUUUUUAAUCUUUGCUUCCGGUCAUUUCAAUCAAGUUUGUAUUUAUUGUCUCAUGCAUGUUUUUAAUGAACGCUAUUAAAAUUAAUCUAUUAAAAUUGAAUUGAAAUUAUAUAUUUUUAUAACAAAAGUAUGCAGUAGACUAGUUUAUAAAUUAUGAUGUGUCUGCCAUGGAAAGAAUUUAUGUGUAGAAGUUAAAAUAUACUUGCAAUCAGAUAAAGUGAUAUCAAGCCAGUAGCAUGAAACUAUUUCGAAAUGUAUAAGUUGUAGUAAAAUGUCUCAAAUUUUGUGGAUUUGUUAAGUAUUGUAUGAAAUGGCCAAAAUGUAAUGAAAAAAAUACAUUUUAACGGUAACUUUCGUGGAUUCCUUGAGGUUGAUUAGAUGCUGCAUUCUGUUGCCUUGGUAGUUAUCAGAAGAUAGUAAUGUUACCAUAUGUUUCUCUUGUGCACAGGGCGCCGACCAUUCCUACUGUCUGUGACCCAGUUUGAAAUGACUCCAUGGCAAAGUUAGCAUGGUUAUGGUUAAAAAUGAGCGAAAGCAAUAACCAAUCUGCACAGUCAUGUACAGUGAAAGUUUCACGCAACCCCAUACAUGGAAAUGAGAGACUGGUAAUUAUUUCAACCAAUGGUCAAACAUUCGUACAGGUUUCCUUAAUUCAUAGAAAUUUCCAUUUUCUCAAGCCAAUGCCUCAUACUCUGUUUCUUACGUUUAAGUGACUAUCAAAGUAUUGAACAAGACCACAAAAUUGUUGGAAAUGGUUCAACAUGCAAAACCUGCAACAAAACAAAACAGAGUAAUAACACUCCCACUCUCGUCAGCCCUGAGUUACCCUUCCUGGUGGAGGACUUCAGGGAAUGAAACUAAAAGGUACAAGAUAACUCUGGAUUAUUGCAAUUCCUCUUUGCUCUACAAAAUCUAAGUUGCAAAUAAGUGACGAGGAAAACAGAGAAGGGGACACUAAAGCAAUCCGCCCUCUAUGGUUGUAAACAGGAGAGGCGAAUCAAGUCGGGAUGUGCCAACUGACCUGUCCCUCGAGGUACUGAGUUCACUUGUGUUUCAAUUUAUACUCAAAUGAUGCACAAAUUCAUGAAUUCUUAGUUUUCGUUAAUGUCUCUUUAUAUGUCAUUACUGAUUUUGAUGUUUUCUAUUUGAAUAAAAUUAGAGCAGCUGAAAUCCUUCAAAAAUUAAUGGUGGGUCAUGAUAGAUUUCAUUUUCUUUAAUAAAGGAAUUCCCUAACUCUAGUGGAAUAGCAAAGGAUAUGAUAAGAUUUGACGUCGGUAACAUGAAUUUGAGUUCAUGUAUAUGAAAUCAUUAUUCAAUAUGAAGAUAUGUCACUGAAUAUCAAAAGGUGAUGGAAUAUUUCUAUAUUACCCUUUAUGCCAAGUGAGUACAGAGAAAUGA